UUCGUCCUAUCAAGCUAGGGCUACCCCAACUCUCGGUGUCAUGCUAUCCAGAACCUGCUUCUCCUUGUAUCACCUUCGAGCUCCCUAGCCAUAGCCGGGUUCGCAUUAUUAUCUUUCCAGAACCCUCUGAAGUUCAAGCCUCCUCUCGCCACUUACUGAGAACCCGUUGUCAUUUGUCGCCAACACUGGCGGGCUUGAAUACCUCCUAGUGUUCGCUAUGACGUACACGUUGCUGGGUCCCGCUCUAGUAGCAGUAGUUCUCUACCUCGUCUACCGCGCGGGAUACACAUAUUUCGAUCGAAAGUCGGUGCCAUGUUCGGAGAAGCAGGAUGCGUACGCGCACGACUCGCUCCCAUCGGCCAGCAGAUGGCCACUGGGCCUCGACCUGCUGGCGUCGACACUGAAGGCGUCCGAUGAACUGCGUCUGAUGGAGUUCUUCCUCGACAAUUUCCGUCGAUUCGGGAACACCUACCGACAGGUUAUCGGGUGGAACACGUCCAUCCUCACUAUCGAACCGGCCAACAUCGAGGCGAUGUUGCUCUCGAAUUUCAAGGAUUGGGGGUUGGGCCUGCGACGCACCAUAUUCUUUCCGCUCCUCGGCGACGGCAUCUUCCUCCAGGAGGGCGAUGCGUGGAAGCAGUCCCGCGACAUCUUAAGGCCGCACUUCUACCAUCGCCACUACGAGAACCUAGACAUAUACAGACCGCACGUGGAGAACUUGCUGGAUGCGAUCGCCGGCGAAGCGACACGCGUCCUUAACCUCGAACCGCUCUUCUUCCGCCUCACGCUCGACGUGACCACCGAGUUUCUCUUCGGCGAGUCCGUAUGGAGCCAGCGGCCGAGCUCGAGCGAGGUGGACCACGGCUUCGAGAGGGCCUUUGAUCUAGCCCAGGGCAUCUCGUCCAAGCGGCUCAAAUUCCAGAAGCUAUACUGGCUCGUCGACGGCAAGCGGCUGCGGAGGGCAUGCGACACGAUCCACCGAUUCGCCGACCACGUCAUUGACAGGACGCUGACGAGCAGCGACGACGAGGGGAACCGGUCGAAUACGCCGUUCCUGCGAACGGUAGCGCAGCACUACCCCGAGCGAGACGUUCUCAGGGGUCAGGCGAUUAAUAUCCUCACUGCGGGGCGGGAUUCUACCGCAACGUUUUUGUCAUGGGCCUUCUUCCAUCUAGUGAGACAUCCUGAGAUCAUGGAGAAGCUCCGAGAGGAGGUUUCCCAGGUCGACGAGACGGUCACCCCCUUAACGCGGGCAGGCCUCGUUCGGAUGACGUACCUACAGAAUGUAACCAGAGAGGUCUUACGCCUCCAUCCCCCGGUGCCCCUCAUAUCUCGCACUGCGCUGAGGGACACGGUGCUCCCCGUGGGUGGCGGACCAGACGGACAGUCGCACAUCCUGGUUCCCAAGGGGACGAGCGUGCUGUACAGCGCCUACUGCAUCCAGCGGCGUCCCGACAUCUACGGGAUGGACGCCGAGGUAUUCCGCCCCGAGAGGUGGGACGAGGAGCCUCUCCGGUCUCGGGAUGCGACACAUCGUGGAUGGAUCUUCUUGCCGUUCGGCGGCGGCUCUCGGACCUGUCUCGGGAUGGACUUCUCGCUCACCGAAGGCGCGUACACGAUCGUGCGCAUGCUCCAGCGCUUUCCCUCCAUCAAACUCCCGGCGGGCGAGCAGCUGCAAGCUACUGGCCAGGAGAAGCAGACGGUCACGAUAGCUCUGAAGCCUGCGGAUGGUUGCAGGGUAGAUAUAGGCAAGGAGGAUUGUGUCUAGGCAGAGCCUAGCCCUUUUGAUACACCCUGUAAAUAAGAUCAUGAGGCCUGAGCUGGGAGUAGAACCCAUGGAAACACCGCCAGCUUUCCUUCCGUCCUGUGUGAUCUGGAUCCCGGCGGGACACUGUUCGUUGAUUCAACUCAGUGCUUACUUGCUAGUAUGUU
Molecule: messenger RNA, 1932 nt
Organism: Durotheca rogersii
Lineage: Eukaryota; Fungi; Ascomycota; Sordariomycetes; Xylariales; Xylariaceae
Product: cytochrome P450 monooxygenase
Exons: 6
Coding region: 218-1768 (516 amino acids)
Molecular function (GO): heme binding; oxidoreductase activity, acting on paired donors, with incorporation or reduction of molecular oxygen, reduced flavin or flavoprotein as one donor, and incorporation of one atom of oxygen; iron ion binding
Source: RefSeq, a predicted model, not a curated record